Molecule: messenger RNA, 610 nt
Organism: Orcinus orca (killer whale)
Lineage: Eukaryota; Metazoa; Chordata; Mammalia; Artiodactyla; Delphinidae
Gene: ASCL5
Product: achaete-scute family bHLH transcription factor 5
Exons: 1
Coding region: 1-543 (180 amino acids)
Biological process (GO): developmental process; regulation of transcription by RNA polymerase II
Molecular function (GO): protein dimerization activity; DNA-binding transcription factor activity, RNA polymerase II-specific; RNA polymerase II transcription regulatory region sequence-specific DNA binding
Source: RefSeq, a predicted model, not a curated record
AUGAACGACGACUUCUGCCGGGCGCUGGCGGCCCGCCGGCCCGCGACGCCCCCCGGUUGCCUGCCUUUGGGCAUCGGGCCCCCUCCCCGACCGGCGACCCCGGCCCGCGCCGAGCCUCUGGGCGCCGUGCCCUUCCUGCUGUACCCGGGCGCCGCCCGACCGCCCUACUGCGACGCCUACGCGGCCGCGUUCCCCGGCGCGCCCUUCCCGGGCGCCCUGGGCACCUGCCACUACCCCUUCGAGCCCGCCUUCCUCCAGAAGCGCAACGAGCGCGAGCGCCAGCGCGUCCGCUGCGUCAACGAGGGCUACGCGCGCCUCCGCGGCCACCUGCCUGGCGCCCUGGCCGAGAAGCGGCUCAGCAAGGUGGAGACCCUGCGCGCCGCCAUCCGCUACAUCAAGCACCUGCAGGAACUGCUGCGCGCCGCCCCCGACGGCCCUGGGCCCCGCGAGCCCCGCGGCCGCGCCCCCCUGGCGCCCGACUCGUCCGAGCCGUCGUGCUGCUCUUCCUCGCCCUUCUUCGAGUCGGAGGACUGCAGCCACUGACCGGGCUGGGGCCGCCCGGGCUCGGGGUGCUCAAGCGUCCGCGGCACCCUCCCUCCGCCAGCGCCAC